Messenger RNA from Didymella exigua CBS 183.55, 720 nucleotides. RefSeq lists its product as uncharacterized. The annotation marks the transcript as partial. The record is from RefSeq and is a predicted model, not a curated record. The transcript has 2 exons. Lineage: Eukaryota; Fungi; Ascomycota; Dothideomycetes; Pleosporales; Didymellaceae.
UCGUUUCAGGACCUUGACAGGCACAUUGAGAACCUGCGCGCGCAGUUGCGAUUCCUGAACGAAGGCCUCGAUGCGACAGACCACAAUGCACCCGAUUGGCUGGCUACCGAUCUUCUGUCGCUGCGCAACAAGUCAGGCAGGCUACAAGACGACAUGAAGCGCUUUAGAGAUCAGCUUAAGGGCGAGGGUCUGGCGACCAAGAAAGUAAAAAACGCCAAUGACAAGAAUGCAAACAAGCGACUCAGCAUAGAGGGCUCGACACUGUUAGAUCCUCCAGAGGCGUCAACAAAGAAAGUCCGGCUCAGCAUACCGGGCUCAGACGAGGGGACCGAGAUCCGUCCUACAGACGAGGAGUUAGCACGGCGACCGAGCACAGCAACGAUCGACUCGAGUUAUGUUGUACAGCACAUCGACAUAACAGAGGAGGUCAACAGGAGGCUACAGGAGAGUCGACUGCGCCGUCUCAUGGAGACACCAGGCACCGCACAGAAGCGGAAACGCGACGACGACGAAGACACGCGGAUGGAAAGCGGGACAGAGACAGAGGUGACAUCGCGAUCCGGGCACGACGGUAACAACGACGACCCGACGCCAACAAAACGUGCGAGACUCAGCGGCAACUUCGAGCAAAAUGGCAAGAGAGCUUUGGAUGGGAACGAGAACCACAGCAGGCCAGGGAGUGUCUUCAAACGACGAAAGUACUCAUGGAAGUCGGGCUGA